CUUCUCUAGAUGGCCAAGGUCAAGGGACAAGGGACAGAGUCGACGACAGAUAGCAGAGACAAGGUGGGGAUGGAUGGUGGAGGCGGGCGGGGGCGAGCAGUAGGUGUGGUGGAAGGACGGGCGGAGCAAGAACAGGGCGGGCAUGACGGACAGGCAGUGAAGCACAUCGCAGAGGCGAAGGAGAGACAGGCCCGGCUGCGGGUAGAAUCCAGGGACGAGGUAUGCAAGGGAGUGACGUCGAGCAUGCGGCACCGGUUUGUGGACGAUCUGCGGUCGCUGAACUCGACAGAGGCCUGGAUCCUCGGUGUGCUGAUCUCGAUCAUGGUCGGCCUCAUCGUCUUUCUGGCCUAUCUUGGCUGGUUCUGGGCCAUCGGGUACAAUGAGGCGACGCCAGACACGCGGGUGCUCAUCUCGCCGGACGAUCAGCCAAACGAGAGUCUAAGCUGCGAAGCUAUUACGGUGCACGUCCAUCCGAAUGGCGGAAACAACACAGGCUCACCCAACGACUCGGCUGCACUCAAGGUUGUGCCAUGCCGCGAGACCUUGUUUGAUGUAGCGCACCGUGGAUGGGCUGCGCUGGGGGCGGAUGCUGUCGGUCCGAACGAGUUGCGGGUCUUUGACGGCGUGGGCAUCCAGCUGGGCACGUUGGACGAGGUUGUGGACGGCGGACACUACUAUCUUGUGCUGGCCUUUGAGUAUUGGUUCUGGCCGGGCCUGUACAUCGGGCACGUCGCUGUUGUUCCGCAUCUCAUCUCGCCGGCAACCGGCAAGCCACUCGAGGUCGAGACGCUGGCGCUGGAGCCGCGACUGUUUCUCAUGCGUGGCUUUGUGUCUGCAAGCGAGGCGGAGCAGGUUAUGGCAGCGGCCAACACAACGAUGAAGCGGUCCGAGGUGCUUGACACAUCGUCGAGCGGCUCAUCGACGUCCAAGGUCUCAGCGGUCCGGACGUCGAGCCAGGCGUGGCUCGGAUGGUGGACAUUGGUGACAUGGACGCUCAAUGCGCGGAUCGAGGCGCUGACCGGGGUGCCAUCGCACAACGGUGAGCGUCUGCAGGUCAUUCGCUACUUUAACGACCAGCACUAUUGGGCGCACCACGACUACUUUGACCCUGCGGUCCACAUUAGCCGGGCUGAUCUGGCCUCAGGCCGCAACCGUAUGAUCACUGUUCUCUUCUACCUCAACGACGUUGAGGCCGGCGGCGCCACGUACUUUCCUCGUGCGGCGGCGCCCGCAGGCGUCGGCCGCGGCCCGCUCUCGUCAUACACCAACUGCACCGCCGGGGUCAAUGUCAAGCCCGAGCCUGGCGCUGCCAUCAUGUUUUACUCGAUGCACGCCGCCGGCCACCUUGAUGGCGCACUUGACGUCGCUUCGCUACACGGUGGAUGCACUGUCGAGUCAGGCAUCAAGUGGGGCGCAAACCGCUGGCUCAACAACAGGCGCGAGCUCCAGCUGUUGCCGUAGUAGGCAAGCUCUCUCGCCGUCCACACCAGACCGAGAUCGGCAGUCGAGCCAAGCCACCAGCAUCGACCACAGUCCAUGUUUAAAAUGCUCAUAUCGC
This is a messenger RNA of Thecamonas trahens ATCC 50062, 1558 nucleotides long. Its product is annotated as proly 4-hydroxylase. Gene Ontology annotation, biological process: peptidyl-proline hydroxylation to 4-hydroxy-L-proline. The record is from RefSeq and is a predicted model, not a curated record. Bases 10 to 1461 code for a protein of 483 amino acids. Gene Ontology annotation, cellular component: endoplasmic reticulum. Gene Ontology annotation, molecular function: iron ion binding; procollagen-proline 4-dioxygenase activity; L-ascorbic acid binding. The transcript has 2 exons. Lineage: Eukaryota; Apusomonadida; Apusomonadidae.